Aureobasidium pullulans EXF-150 is the source of this 837-nucleotide messenger RNA. RefSeq lists its product as uncharacterized. Gene Ontology annotation, biological process: mitochondrial respiratory chain complex I assembly. The transcript has 3 exons. NCBI's taxonomy places the organism in Eukaryota, Fungi, Ascomycota, Dothideomycetes, Dothideales, Saccotheciaceae. The coding region runs from base 61 to 408 and encodes 115 amino acids. The record is from RefSeq and is a predicted model, not a curated record.
GGUCGCGUUGUAUAGGAAGUCCCGAUCCGCAAUCAAUUUACAUCUCACACAUCACACAACAUGUCGUCUGGUUACGGCUUGACUGGAGGCCCCGGCCGCUGCUUUCCUUUCUGGCAGGAGAUGCUCGCCUGCUACGUCGUCAACACAAACUCCGAGGACGGUUCGGGCAAGAAAAAGUGCGCCCCCAUGCUCGAGGACUACUACGAGUGCCUACACCACCGCAAAGAGGCCGCUCGUGUCCACGCCCUCCAAUCCGCAUACCGCAAGCACCUCGCCGCAAACCCCAGAGACGACGCGCCCUCGGCCGGUCAAAUAAGGAGUCUGGGCUUGAUCGAAGGCUCGCUCGAGGAAAAGGACAUGAAGGCCGCUGCUCUGCUCCCUCACGUCAAGACCAAUGUUGGUCCUUGAACAUUACACAAUUAUACCACGUUUUCUUCAGCCUUUCAAUACACGUUUUCUGUUCUGUUCAUAUACGUUAUGUUCGUCUUCCUGGGGAGUCUGAAGCUACAUGGGGUUGAUUUCUCCAUCGACAGUGAUAUCGAAUACGCCGAAUUUCCCUGCUUGGUGGUUUCCUCCGCUGUAUAUCACUUCAAUCACAUUGACCAUGUCGCUUGCAGCUCCCUUUCCUUUUGCUGUUCUGGGGAUGGCGUCGAUGAGGAGUUGAGUGUCGACGAGAUAACCCAAUGAUUUGCCUAGCCCAGGUCUUGCUUUGAUGGAUUCAAAGAUCGAUACUCUUUCUUGAUCGCUUCCGUAGGUGACACUCCAGCUUAGUAGGAUUAUGCAGAGGUUGUGUUCUUUUGCCGUGUUUCGAAGACGGCGAACGAGAGUGGUGAGAGU